Messenger RNA from Eriocheir sinensis (Chinese mitten crab), 1414 nucleotides. RefSeq names its product serine/threonine-protein kinase pim-1-like. Gene Ontology annotation, molecular function: ATP binding; protein serine/threonine kinase activity. Gene Ontology annotation, biological process: protein autophosphorylation. Bases 80 to 1414 code for a protein of 444 amino acids. The record is from RefSeq and is a predicted model, not a curated record. The transcript has 4 exons. Gene Ontology annotation, cellular component: cytoplasm. Lineage: Eukaryota; Metazoa; Arthropoda; Malacostraca; Decapoda; Varunidae.
AAUAGUCAGUUAACCUCUGGACGCCGUGGAGGGGAGCCGCAUGUGUGACCUCGAUACAAUUGACCUCUAGUGCGGUAUUAUGGUGGAUAUCUUGAAGGUCACUCAUCAUAAUCAUCAUCAGCUUGGCAAAAUGGCCCCGCAGUCGAGUCCGCUCCUGGCCUCUAACCCCGCUGUGUAUCACAAUAUUGAAAAGGCUAUAACAUCGGUUACUACUACUUCUGCUACUGCUCCUACUGCGCCUGCUACUGCGGCGCCUACUACUCCUGCUACUACUUGUAAACAUUGUGUGAAGUACCAGAGCUCCGGUAACAACAACAGCAACAAUAACAACAACAACAGUGGCAAUGCGAAUAACCGGAUUUUUGCUAACGAGAAUGGGGGAGGAGGGAGUAGGGGACCCCCUCUCCCCCCUCCUAACCCCCCUCCCCCUCGCCCCCCUCCGGUCCCUGUCCUACCUUUAAAUGCGAGAGGCGGCAGAGCGCUCGACGAGACUUAUAGAGUUGGAAACGUGCUUGGAAAAGGUGGAUUUGGAACCGUAUAUUCGGGCUGGCGGGUACGGGACGGGCUCUCUGUGGCCAUCAAGCAGGUGUCCAAGGCCAAGAUCACCGCGUGGGAAAUGGUUGGCGGUCGCCGCGUACCCCGGGAGGUCGCGUUGUUGCUUCGCGUGACGGGAGUGAACCACGUUGUCAAGCUUCUGGACUGGUUGGAGCGAGAGGACUCCUUUCUACUGGUGUUUGAGAGGCCCAGCCCUUGCAAGGAUCUGUUUGACUACAUCACGGAGAGGAAGAUUAUACCAGAGACGGAGGCCAGGGCGCUGUUUCGGCAGGUGGUGGACAUCGUGCGGGACUGCCACGGGGCGGGAGUCAUCCACAGGGACAUUAAAGACGAAAAUCUCUUAGUGACCUACGACUCCAAGGGGCGGACCACUCUCAAACUCAUCGACUUUGGGUCCGGCGCUUUGCUAUCCGACAAAAGCUAUACGGAUUUCGACGGGACCAGAGUAUAUUCGCCCCCGGAAUGGAUACGCCACAACCAAUACGAGGGGGUACCGGCAACUGUGUGGUCCCUUGGGAUUCUGCUCUAUGAUAUGGUCUGCGGGGAUAUCCCAUUCGAGCAUGACGAGCAGAUCGUAGCGGGGCGCAUCGCAUUCCGCCAAGAACUCGGGGAGGAGGUUCAACAUUUGGUCCGAUGGUGUUUGCGUAUGAGGCCAUCGGAGCGUCCUAACUUGGAGUCCAUCUUGCAGCAUCCGUGGCUCUCGUGCGGGGCGACCUCCUGUGCGGCAUCUUCCUCCUCCUCUUCCGCAUCUUCCACCGCAUCUUCCACCUCCUCCUCGUCCUCCUCCUCCUCCGCCUCCUCGCUCGAUUCCAGGAGUGAAAAAUGUGUUAGUAUUUGUGGGUCCAGCCCUUCGCUUUGA